Prorocentrum cordatum is the source of this 3669-nucleotide messenger RNA. The record is from the annotation of a GenBank genome assembly. Lineage: Eukaryota; Dinophyceae; Prorocentrales; Prorocentraceae.
GCCCCGUCCUCGAGCCGCGCCCCGUCCAGGAGCGCCUCGUCCCAGACGAGCUCGGAGCAGUCGGCCGGCCAGGACCAGCCCUGCCCCGCCGCCGCCGCGGGUUCCCUCGCCGGGCCAGUGCCCCGGGACGCGCCGUCGCCGCCGCGGGGCGCCGCGUGUUCCGAGGAGGGAAGCCCCGGCCAGGCGAGCCCGCCGGCGCGCACGCGCACGGAGCCCAAGAGGGGCGUCUUCUGGAGGGGCGACGGUUGGGCCUACGGCGCCCUGCCGGACGCCGCCGGCGCGGAGCGCGCCAGUUCCGAGGAGGACAACUUGCCCACCAUCAGCCGCGGCGACCCCUUGCUCGUGGCGAGGUACCCCGCGCUGGCGGGGGUCUUCGCCGUGUGGUGCGUCACCUGCAAGGCCGUCGAGCAGUGGGAGGCCGACGGCGGGUGCCUGGAGGAGCUGAAGCGGGGCUUCGACGAGGAGCUGCGGCGCCAGAGGCGGCUGCGCGAGACGGCCGGGGAGCCCCUCGCGCUGCCCGACCGCGUCCCCCUCGGCUGGCUCUGCGGGAUGCUCAGCGAGCGCCGGAAGAGGGACGCCCGCUUCGCCGAGCCCGCCAGGGCGCGCGGAGCCUCCGCCUCGCGGAGCCCGCGCGCCGCGGGGGUACCGGUGGACGCCGGCGGCUACGGGCUCGCCGGGUUCACGCGCAGCGCGGCCAUGCGGCGCAGGCUCGCCGCCAUCGGGGCCGUCCUCGCUGCCGCCCUGGACCACCUCGCCAGUGGCAGCACCCUCGUGAUCACCUGGCCCGGCCUGCCGUACCACCCCAUCCUCCCGUUCCUUACGACUAUGCUGCGGCCGUCAUUCUGCGCCGUGCAUGUCCUGACCGCGCCGGGCCCGUUUACCUUCGAGCUGCACGUGCUGGCCGUGGGCUACCAGGAGGAGGAGCCCGGGGCGCCGCGGCUGUCGCCGAGCCCGCUGCAGGAGUUCCUGAGGGACAGGCGCCGACACGAUGCGGAGACCGACGACGCGGUGCUGUGGACGCUGCCCAAGACGGACCUCCUGCUGGAGUGCCUGGGCCCCCGCGGCGGACCCAACGGGUUUGACAAGCUCUGGCACGACUUCGCUAGGAAGUAUGCGGCGCUUGGCGCGCUGCUGGGCGCGGACAGCAUGGAGCAGGCCCGCCAGGAGGUGCUCCAGCAGUUUGCGGCCGCGAGGGAGCAGGUGGCCGCCGAGGCCGAGGCCGAGCAGGCGUCGGAGGCCGGCGGGCGGCCUCCGCAGCUGGAGGGCGAGGAGCUGGAGAAGCUCCAGGUGGCCAUGCACCUGGACGCACGGGGCGCGCGCGUCACCCUCGGGGGACUCAGCAGGCCGCCCAGCCGGCUGUCCAGCUCGCGGGACCCAGGCAGCGGGCCCGGGUCGCGGCAGCCCAGCAGGCAGCUGGCAGGCGGACCCCCCGAGGGCGACGCCGCCGCGCCUGCCGCGCCCGGCGGCGGCGGCCCGCAAGCCGUGCCGCCGCUGCAGCUCGUGGGCCUGCCGCCGCUGCGCCUGACCUGCGGCGGCAAGGCCCGGCGCCCAGCCGGCGGCGGCAGCGGCGGCAGCGGCGGCUGCGGCGCCCCGAACGAGCAUCCGGCGACGUUGGACUCGUGGCUCGACCUGUCAGCGGAUUCCCUCUUCCAUUUUGACGAGCUGGAGUUUGAGAUGAAUGAGGCGGACCAGAAAGAACUGGAGUCGAGAGCAGCAAGGUAUUGCGACGAUGGCCACAAACUGGUUCAAGGACUCCAGGGCCAAGGCGGGGCGCGCGGGCUCGGGCGGGCCCGCGAGGCCGAGGCAGGGGAAGACGCGUUGGCGGCUAACUCGCCGCGCAUCAAGCGGAGCUGGAAGUCCCUCUGGUCUGAUGCGGAGAAGACCGAGGCGGACACAUCGGCUGGAGUUGUGAUCUUCGCCAUGGAUUGGAUUGGCCUUCGGGUGCUGCAGGGUGGGGAGCUCGAGGCCGCCAACAAGUUCUUCGCCAAUCAUUCGCGCAUGGACUGGACCUGCAUCGUUGUCUUGUCUCGAUCCGCGGGCGAGCAGGUGUCGUCCCAGUUGGCCGAGCUCUCGACCCAUCCCGUUUCUUCGGCUGUCAACCUAGGCGUGGACUUCACGGCUGGUCGGGCGGUCAAGACAGGAGGCCAGUGUGCCAAGCUCAAGUCUAGGCUCACAGCCGCCCGCAGGGCCCGCGCAGGCAACACCUCGAGCCUUCUCUCCCUGGACGGUGUCCAAGUCGAGCAGCAGGACGUGGAGUUGGAGGUGGAGGUGGCGGAUGCUCGUGAGAGGCGCCAGGCCGUGCUGGCCCAGCGCCUGCUCGCUGCUGCCCAGGAGGAGGACGUCGCCCUGGCGUCAGUGGACUGCAAGGCCCAGGCGCUGCGCAUCCUCAACCGCGCCAUCGCCGCUGAGGGCAAAGGCGUCGGGGAGUGCAUUCACUACGUCGACGACUGCUUCGGGUGCACCUUCGCGCGCGCGGCCCUGGCCGAGCGGCCCGGCGCCUGGGCUGCGGCCGCCGCGGGCGGCCCCGAGGCCGAGGGGCGGCCGCUGCGGGGCGGCGGCGCGGCGUGGGGCGCGGCGCGCGGCCGGCGUGUCACCUUCGGCGAGCCCGUGCUUGCAUCGAGCGCAGCGUGUACGGCAUUCCACUCUGGCUGGACCCUCUCCGCGAGGACUGCCGACUCCCAGCGCGGCGGCGGGGCGCCCGAGGCCACCCCCGUCGCGGCCGGCGACAUGGGUGCCGGCGCUCCGCUGGAGCCAGUGAGCUCCAUGGAGGCGGCGUUGGAGGCUUGGGAACGCUGCCAGCCCGUGGGCUACACGCUGCCCGAGAGCUUCGUGCCCCUGGCCCUGCCCGGCGUUCACAUGCGGGUGCCCUGCCCCGACAGCGACGAGGCCCGGGCUGCGCUGGCCAGGCUCUUCGAGGUCCCGGAGGACGGUUCCGCCCCCCUGUUCCAGAAGAUGCUGAAGGCGCAGGGCGGGCACGCGCACUUCCUCCGCUUCUGGCCUACAGGUGCCGUCGAGGACGUCAUCGUUAACGCGCUCGCCCCGAGCUGCCCGCCCCGGCGCUGCCGCAGCUCGGCGGCCAGACAGGUGUGGAAGAUGGAGGUCGAGGGUGCCCCGCAGUUCUUCUCCGGACAGCGCCAGGACAUCCACCAGGACAGCGCCAGGACAGCGCCAGGACAGCGCCAGGACAACCCCAGGACAGCGCCAGGACAGCGCCAGGACACGCCAGCAGCGCGGACAGCGCCAGGACAGCGCCAGGACAGCGCCAGGACAGCGCCAGGACAGCGCCAGGACAGCGCCAGGACAGCGUCAGGACAGCGCCAGGACAGCGCCAGGACAGCGCCAGGACAGCGCCAGGACAGCGCCAGGACAGCCGCCAGGACAGCGCCAGGACAGCGCCAGGACAGCGCCAGGACAGCGCCAGGACAGCGCCAGGACAGCGCCAGGACAGCGCCAGGACAGCGCCAGGACAGCGCCAGGACAGCGCCAGGACAGCGCCAGGAGCGACAGCGCCAGGACAGCGCCAGGACAGCGCCAGGACAGCGCCAGGACAGCGCCAGGACAGCGCCAGGACAGCGCCAGGACAGCGCCAGGACAGCGCUAGGACAGCGCCAGGACAGCGCCAGGACAGCGCCAGGACAGCGCCAGGACAGCGCCAGGACAGCGCCAUGA